Messenger RNA from Protopolystoma xenopodis, 264 nucleotides. Lineage: Eukaryota; Metazoa; Platyhelminthes; Monogenea; Polystomatidea; Polystomatidae. The record is from the annotation of a GenBank genome assembly.
AUGCUGAUUUCUGAGAUUGCUGUCGACCAACCGGUUCCAGCUCAGAAAUCUCUUGAGCUCCUCGAACAGUAUAACCUUUUACUGGCCGUUAUGCUCACUUUUGGGCGACCUAAUCUACAGUUUGAUCUUUAUAUUUGGCCAAGCUCUCGCAGGGACUCGCCAGCUGUGGUUGAGAAGGACGCAUCUGUUGUCGGCUCAGAUUUUCAGGAUUCCACCCAGCUACUCCCCACAGACUGUUUCUAUAGCCAGGUUGGUUUACAUUAA